Lactuca virosa is the source of this 1541-nucleotide messenger RNA. The record is from the annotation of a GenBank genome assembly. NCBI's taxonomy places the organism in Eukaryota, Viridiplantae, Streptophyta, Magnoliopsida, Asterales, Asteraceae.
AUGAAAGGCUUUAUGAAAAAACAAAAAGACACGCUAUGCCCUAAAGGCUUAAACUCUUUCUCUCUCGCCCUCCGACAUUCGUUCUUCUCUACAGGGGAUUGUCCAGCCACGCUACUAGACCUCCGGCGCCACCCUCCCAGACCUCCGUUGCCACCCUUCCAGACCUUUGGUCCGACAGCAAGGCAUCAGUUAUAUUUGGCGCCUUUAGCCCUUUACUUGAUAUCUUCCUUCUUCGCCUCUUUCAGUAUUAUUCUACCUUUUAUAUUCUCAGUGAUGGCAUUGAUAGGGAUGGCAACAUUAGGGAGAAGAUGCAAGAGGUUAUUUGGACUGCGUGGUUCAGCUCCUGCCUUUGUGAUUGUGAAUCUAUUGUUCAUUUGGUGUGCUUAUGUGAUUGUAAUUCGACAAGCCGUCUCUUCUUUAUUGGACAUUGUCUUCAAUGUAGAGUUUAUUAUGCUCCAAAUCGGUCUAUAUAGAAUCCUAUCAGGUGAUCCUGGUUUUGUUAAUUGUAAACCUCCUAAUGAAAACCCAGAUUCUCUCUCCAACAAUGAAACAUAUCAGGAGGGAUCAGAGCUCCUAAUAUCUGACAUGGAUCAGGGAUGCCCCUCUAAUGAGAGUUCAUUAUUACUUCAAAGGGUAAGAUAUUGUAAGCAUUGUGAUGCAUAUGUUAAGGGAUUUGACCACCAUUGUCCUGCUUUUGGGAAUUGUAUAGGCCAAAACAAUCAUCUACUUUUCAUGAUUCUCCUAGCAGGAUUUAUAACAGCCGAGGCUUGUUACAUUAUGGGUGCAUCUCAGAUUUUGUCUGAGAGUAAAGAGAUGGUUGGUUGGAAUGAAACAUUAGUUUCUAGCACAAUGAUAUUUUCCAUUCUGCAAGUGCUAUGGCAGGGGGUAUUUUUGACAUGGCAUAUAUAUUGUGUGUGUUUCAAUAUCAGAACAGAUGAGUUUAUAUACUGGAAAAGAUAUCCAGAGUUCCAGCAUAUUGUACAGCUUCAACCAGGGGAGACGAUAACAACAACAAAGUUUAUAAAUCCAUAUGACAAAGGAAUUUUGCAGAAUUUGAAGGAGUUCAUUGAUGCCAGAGGCUAAACGAAUUGAAGUUUAUUGUUGUUGUAAAUUAGUUAAAGCAUCAAGUUUUAAGGAAAUUACAUCAUUUUGUCCUUAAUUCCCAUUUUUCCUUUGCUCCUCUACCAAUGAUGCAAGAAUGGUUCCAGAGUGUUAUCAGUUGACUUUUUCAACAUAGAAUUAUCUGUUGUGAUGGAGCUGUUGAUGUUAUUGAUUCUAACAAGGAUAUUGUGAUGUAUGUGAACUCUCCUAGAGGAUUGCUGGUAUGGCCAUCUUUGACACCAUGAAACAUAUGUGAAACAAGGUGUCCCUUAAUAGCAAUGUAGUAUCAGGUUAUACAGGAAAACCUCUUAAUAUCAAUGUAUUACAAUUUUUUGAUAACUUCUUUGACAUGACGUUAUUGUAUGAAAUUGUUUUUUUUUUUUGGUAUAUAUUUGUUUACAUAUUUUUGUAUUAUGCGUAAAUGAGUAUUGUAAAGGCAC